GGCCAUGCAACUGUGGCAACAAGGGCUCUAUAGUACUAGAUCUAGUCUCUGCGUGGUUAUAUAUUUGUACCUAACGUGAUUGCUGUCCGCUUAUAUGGCACAUGACACUCUCUGGAGUCUGGUGAAUCAACAAGAAUUUUCGCUUUCCGUCUGCGCGCGCGUAUAGGGGACGCAGUCUGAAACUCGUACGUAGUUAUCGCCCUAGCUAACAACAACAGAACCAGUCUAUCCUCAGAUUAUAGCGCGUCCCUGAACCGGUCCCUCCCCCCGCUCCUCCUGCUGUUGCUCCCCGUAUACAAAAACAGACGCAUGUGCUCGGCGUUCGCCAUUGCAGCUGUAUCCGUGCGCGUGUGUAGCGUAACUAGCGUUUACAGGCACGAGCAGCGAGGUGGAAGAGGUGCGAAUGAAUGAAUGUAAUACGUUCGGAACACAGAAACGACCGCAACAAUGGCGGCGGAGAUCGUGACGACGGUGCUGGCGGUCACCUACAAGGUCAUCGAGAGUAUUUACAACAUCAUCGCUCGAGAGCAGAAGCGAUGCGAAGACUGCGUGCGACUGAAGCGGAAAGUGGAGUUCAUUGAGACGCUACUGAACUCGCACAGCGACAUCUUCCGGUCGGAGUCUUCAUCGUCGGCGUCGGCGUCGUCGGCGGGACAAAGAGUUAGCAAGAAGUCGAGAGGCCGCAAACAUAAAGAUCCGAGCAUGAAGAAAGCUCUCAAGAACGUGCUUAGCGCACUACGUGAAUGUGAAAGCUUCUUGCGGUAUACGUGUACGGAUAACCCCGGCUGCUGUCUGCGUCUAAAAGUGGCUCUUGGAACGACAUCGAAACGAUUUGAGCACCACUUUUCGAUGCUAGAUGACGCCACCAGUUACCUGGAACUCGCAAUCAGCUUGCGCGCAGCGUCGUCAUUGAGCGAAAUCAAGUCUGAGUUGGAAUCACAGAAUAGCGAAGUGAAAGGCCUUACAUCUAGUGUCGAAAAUCUUUCAAAGGAAGUUGGCGAUCUGCAUGGACAACAAUGCAAAAAUGUAACUGAAGAAAAACUAUAAAAAUUUGUGCUAUUUAUGAAAAAAGAGUAAAUACAUGUUUAACUACUGCUUAGACUGAUUGUAUAUUGCGUCCCAACUAUAAGUUGUGAUUACAUAAUUAUGUAUUAGUGUUUUAACCAUGUGUAUACCACAUUUUAUGUAAAAAAUAAUACAAGGUAUCUGCUUUAACCAUUGUAUAUUAGCUCGUUUAUUAUGUAUGCACUGUACUGAGUACUGUUAUGUACUUUUGGGUAUAUUCACUGCCGACGAACCUAUAACUACAAGUUUAUAAGCCAACGAAACAUCGCAUGACACAUGACGCAUGACAUAUAGCAUGACAGAUAGCCCGAGGUAUGUUGUGUUUACGUCAGUAAAGAAGGUUUCUGUGUGUCAUAUUCA
Messenger RNA from Priapulus caudatus, 1425 nucleotides. RefSeq lists its product as uncharacterized. Gene Ontology annotation, biological process: cell surface receptor signaling pathway. The transcript has 3 exons. Lineage: Eukaryota; Metazoa; Priapulida; Priapulimorpha; Priapulimorphida; Priapulidae. The coding region runs from base 448 to 1047 and encodes 199 amino acids. The record is from RefSeq and is a predicted model, not a curated record.